Messenger RNA from Neurospora hispaniola, 1383 nucleotides. RefSeq lists its product as uncharacterized. The coding region runs from base 1 to 1383 and encodes 460 amino acids. Lineage: Eukaryota; Fungi; Ascomycota; Sordariomycetes; Sordariales; Sordariaceae. The transcript has 2 exons. The record is from RefSeq and is a predicted model, not a curated record. Gene Ontology annotation, molecular function: protein binding.
AUGCCUUCAACCAAAACGGUUAACGUCUCCGAGAGUACACCUGGGGACUCAAAUGGAACUACGAGCCCCAGCCAGAUCAUACCUUCGACGGACAGAGCAUCUGACCUAUCACGGAUCGAUCCUGCCGUCAGCCUUUCUACGUCCUCCACUGAGGAUACACCGAAGGACCCGGCUGUUGCAACAGACACCAGCCCAGCGAUGCCACCACUGGACGCAGAAAAUGUUGCCCUGCCAGACGACGAGUACGAUGAGGAUAUGCUUGAAGUAACACCUCCUGCCGAUCAUGAGGCAACCACCCCGAAAAGUGACAAUGUCGAGCUUGCAAACCAUGAGCCGACAGACCUGAACACCACCAACGGGGACCAAGAUGACACCCAUCCUGAGAAUAUUAACGCGCUUGCCAUAAGCUUCAUAUCGUCUUCCUCAGCUCCCACCUCACCCAAAACACCCAAAAGACAAACCGAGUCUUUUUCUGAUAACGGAGAUCACCAUGAGUCCACGGCGUCGUCCUUGUCGUCGACUGAGAGCUGUCCAAAGACACCAACUAAGGAAGGCUCAUCGACCUACCCUUUCGUUGUCGAAGACGAGACCAAGAGUCUCUCAUUGGACAACCUUGAUUUGACGUCCCCGAACUGGAUGGAGAACAUUGCCAACUUCCUCGAGAAAAUCGAACAUCUCGAGCCAGACACAGAAGAGAUCUUGGAGCCCAGUACCAUGGGAUUUGUUGAAGGAGAGGAGUAUGAUGGACCGACCAUCGCCCUCCCAGACACCACCGAGUACCAUCCUUACUCGAAUAACUUCCAAAUUCGCCUCUCCAGAUAUGGUGGCUUUGGAACCUUUGCCACUCGUGACUUGAAGAUGGGCGAGGUCAUCCUGAUUGAGAAACCUCUCCUAAGGACGCCUCGCGACGGUUUUUACACCGAGUUCCUCAAGCUAUCCAAAGAAGACCAGGCAAAGUUCAUGCAGUUGUAUACGCCCCCUGGCGAGUACUCGAGUCAAGACGGAAGCGACUGCAACCACAUCAGGGCGAUCCUGAAGGCAAACUCAUUUGCUAUCAACCCCUACAGCAAUGACAUAAUCAGCGUGUACAACGUCACAUCAAGACUCAACCAUGCUUGCCGGUCGGUGGCCAACGUUCUCUUUGAUUUUGAUUUUCAGGAUCCGGAAUCCAUCACGUUGACCAUCAGCAAGCCUGUGAAAGCCGGCUCGGAGCUGUUCAUCAGCUACGGUGGAAGCCCAAUGUCGCUCUAUGAGCGAUACGGGUUCCGAUGCUGUUGCGGAGGGUGCGAGGGCGUGACGGAUCAAGACAUGGCCAUAAUGAAGAAGGCCAAAGAUAUCGAGGAAUACCUCUGGAAUGGUGGUCUUGGAGGUUCAAUACCCUAA